Molecule: messenger RNA, 1432 nt
Organism: Microbotryum saponariae
Lineage: Eukaryota; Fungi; Basidiomycota; Microbotryomycetes; Microbotryales; Microbotryaceae
Source: the annotation of a GenBank genome assembly
AUGCUCACACCUCCCCCGGCUCUUGCACAGACCAACAAGAACACCAUGUCGCCAUACAUUCCUUCCACUCAGUCCCGUGUUAUCCUGAUCAACCGACCUACCGGUGACAUCAACCCCGACAUCACCUCAGGCAAGGGCACGUUCAAGCUCGAGAAGGAUGUCCCCGUCGAACAGCCCAAGGAAGGACAGGCCUUGAUCAAGGUCGAGUGGAGCUCCAUCGAUCCGGCCAUGCGAGGUGAGCUAGCUUCUACCUAUUUCUUUGCAAAUAUACUGAUAAGUUGUGCCUGUGUGAAACAGGAUGGCUCGACGACUCGCGAUCGUACAUGCCCCCCGUUCCCCUCAACUCAGUCAUGCGCGCCGGCAUUGUCGGCUCCAUCGUCGCCCUCGGCCCCAACACCGAAGGCUUUUCCAUCGGCGACCACGUCUCGGCCUACGUCGGAUGGCAAGAAUACGCCGUCGCCCCCGUCGCUGCCCUGCAGAAGAUUCCCACGACUCUCAAAGAAUCUGAAAAGGCCCUGUCCGUUUUGGGCAUGGUCGCUCAGACCGCUUACUGGGGCUUGUUUGACGUUGCUCAAUUGACCUCCAAGGACACAGUCGUCGUCGUUUCGGGAGCCGCCGGUGCUGUCGGGUCGAUUGCGAUCCAAUUGGCCAAGUUGACCGGGUGCGAGAAGGUCGUCGGUAUCGCCGGUGGUGCGGAUAAGUGCCGCUACGUCAAGGAAAAGCUCGGUGCAGAUGACUGCCUCGACUACAAGUCUGCGAGCUUCAAGGAGGACUUGAAGCGUCUCGGCUUCGUGGACGUCUACUUUGACAACGUCGGUGGCGAGAUCCUGGAUUUGGUCAUGGGCCAACUGGCUGUGCACGCUCGCAUUGCUUGUGAGUGGGUUCGAGACCCCUCCCUUUGACUUAAAAUUGCGCUAACAUGACAUUCCUUAUGUGUGCUUUACCUCGCCAGUCUGCGGCGCUAUCUCGUGGGUUUUUGAUCAAAUCCCAUCUAGCAAAUGGAUCCGGCUACUGACGCUCGCACUCAUUCUCCCAACAGCGCUUACAACUCGACCGGUGAUCACUACGCGCUCAAGAACUACGUCCAACUGCUCAUGCAAAAGGCCAAGCUUCACGGUUUCAUCAUCAUGGACUACGUCCCCCGUUUCGGCGAAUCCCUGCGUGAGUCUGACCCCUAUUUCUAAUUAGGCCACUGUGCUUGGGGCGAUCAUUGCACUAAACGACCCGUAUAACGGCCUGUACACUCUCUUACCAAUCCCUCUUAUUCGUUCUCUCGAAAUCAGCCAAACUCUCGAAGUGGUAUUCGGAAGGCAAGCUCCAACUCGCCGAGCACAAGAUCGAAGGUGGUGUCGAGCAAUGCGUCGAAGCGCUCUGCGGGUUGUUCACCGGUGUCAACACGGGCAAGGCGAUGGUCCAUAUUGCCAAAACCUGA